CAACACAGACCAUCGAACAAGUAUGUGCUGGUGAAGCCUGUGUCGUCCCGUACACUCCUAUAUGAAGCUGUAAGACCGCUUCGUCUGAGGCUCCGCUCUGCUGCUGCUGCGUGAAACGGACGGAACCAGCUCAGACGUCCAGAACCCGUCGGUCCUGCAGCCAUGUACCUGUACCUCCUCGGCCUGGUGGUGUUCUACUACCUGUACCGCUGGGUCAGGGAGCUCCCCAGGGUCCCCGACAAACACAGCAAGUACGUGUACAUCACGGGCUGCGACACCGGCUUCGGCAACCUCCUGGCCCGGCACCUGGACAAGCAGGGCUUCAGAGUGAUCGCCGGCUGCUUCACGGAGAAGGGCGAGGAGGACCUGAGGAAGUCCUGCUCCGGCAGCCUGACCGCAGUCCACCUGGACGUGACGUCUAAAGACAGCGUGGCCAAAGUGGCCGGGGUGAUCAAGGACAAAGUGGGGGAACGGGGACUGUGGGCCGUGGUGAACAACGCUGGCGUGUGCGUUCCCUCCGCGGCGUGCGACUGGCUGACCAUCGACGACUACAAGUCCAUGCUGGACGUGAACCUGAUGGGCGUGAUCGCCGUGACCCUGAGCGUCCUGCCGCUCAUCAAGAAGGCCAGGGGGAGGGUGGUGAACGUGGCCAGCGUGUUUGGGAGGAUCAGUGUUAUCGGAGGCCCAUAUCCUGUGUCAAAGUUUGGUGUGGAGGCCUUCAAUGACAGCCUGAGGCUGGGCAUGAAGCCCUUUGGUGUCAAAGUCCUCUGCAUUGAGCCAGGCGGCUUCAAAACCAGAAUGAUGGAUGCUGCUUUCCUGGGUGAAAAUCUCAAAAAGCUGUGGGACCGACUUCCCCAGGACGUCAAACAGGACUACGGGGUAGAUUUUUUGCCAAAGGCGUUACACAGGCUAAAUGUUGAAAUGCCCAGUGCGAGUGACGGGGAUCUGAUGAAGGUGGUGGGCUGCAUGGAGCACGCCGUGGCUGCGGUCCGGCCCCGCACCCGCUACUCCCCGGGCUGGGACGCCAAGCUGUUCUGCCUGCCCAUGUCCUACAUGCCCAGCUGCAUUACUGAUUACAUCGUGCUGAGGAACUCCAUUCCGAUCGCCAAGCAAGUGCAGUAACCUGUGCUGGGUUUCCUUUUGUUGUAUUUGCAUUACACCUGACAAAGAUGUGUUUUUAAAAAAACAACUGUGCACACCUUGCUUUUUUCUCUCCGACACGUGUGUGAAAGGUUAAGGAUGAAUGGCAACAAAGCUUUGAUUUAUAAGGCUCAGUAAUAAAGUUGAUACGCUGCAUUCAAUUCAAAAUUUCAUUUCAGUUUAACUUUUUUUACUGGGUUCCAUCCCAGUUAACUUGAAGUUCAGACAAUAAAUCCAUUGACUUUACACAGCA
Messenger RNA from Betta splendens (Siamese fighting fish), 1393 nucleotides. Its product is annotated as retinol dehydrogenase 7-like. Gene Ontology annotation, molecular function: oxidoreductase activity. Bases 163 to 1122 code for a protein of 319 amino acids. The transcript has 5 exons. NCBI's taxonomy places the organism in Eukaryota, Metazoa, Chordata, Actinopteri, Anabantiformes, Osphronemidae. The record is from RefSeq and is a predicted model, not a curated record.